Ceutorhynchus assimilis (cabbage seed weevil) is the source of this 9136-nucleotide messenger RNA. NCBI's taxonomy places the organism in Eukaryota, Metazoa, Arthropoda, Insecta, Coleoptera, Curculionidae. The record is from the annotation of a GenBank genome assembly.
UCUUUCUUUUGUUUGUAAAUCACUUAUAUAAUUUUUAGCAAUUUCUCAUCACAAAUCAUAGUUGUUAGCUACCUUCUGUUGGUGUGUGACAAUAAUUCAAUUUAUAGUGAAAAAAAUCUAACAAAAUGAUCAUCAAACACCAAAAGUUUAUUUUGGUAACAACAGGAGCCCUGCUGCUUGUUAUAGGUGUAGUGGCUAUGGCGUUAGUUUCACACGAAGAUUAUUUUAAACCACUAUUUUCCAGUGAGGGUUGCCAGCUGGCCAUUAACCGUGAUGACGCGCCAAUGAUCAUAGCCUACGACAAAAACGAAUUUGUUUAUCCCGAACCCGGAGAAAGCAGCUUCACUUUCUCCAAGCACGAAUCUUUACGCUUAGUGUGUCCUGGAAGUCGAAUCAAUCUCGGAUCAGAAUUAACUUACACCAACAUAACAAGCGCCACUUGUGUUUCUGGCAAUUUUUUAAACAUCAACAAUAAAACUUCUGUUCAAUGGACUCAGAUUAGUUGCGCCAGUGAGGCAAAAAAAACUGCCAAGUUAACUGGACGCACUUGCGAAAAUAAUGGAAAAGAAGUCAAUAUUGGCUUUGACGUUAACAAUAUCUUUCUGACAGUUAUGAGGAUUUGCUUCGAUCCGAAAAAGCAACAAGCCUUAUAUUCUGAAGCUAAUAUAACUGCAGCAGUUAGUCAAGGAAGUAGUGCUGCAAGACCUUCAUGGACACAAGGCCCUAGCAGCAUUUUCAACAUUAAAAAAGUAGACCAAUAUUACAAAAUAGCCAAACAAAGACCCACAAUUAACAAAUUACUAGGCUUAGAGCCUACAUCAACAAAAUACAUUCAAAGUCAUAGUAGUUAUUAUUUAGCAAGAGGUCAUUUGACUGCUAAAGCUGACAAUUUUUAUGAUGCCCAGCAAGAUGCAACAUUUUUCUUAAUAAAUGCUGCACCUCAAUGGCAAACGAACAACGAUGGUAAUUGGAAAUCGGUUGAAGCUUCAGUGAGGGACUAUGCUGAAGCCAAUCAAGUAAAUAUACAAGAGAUUACUGGUGUUUAUGGUGUUGCAACGUUGCCACAUAAUUCAACCCAACAAGAAAUUGAGUUGUAUUUGUAUAAUGAUGGUAAGCAAUCGUUUUUGCCAGUACCUGAGUUUUAUUGGAAAUUGGUUUACGAGCCGAUAAGUCAAAAGGGGUUGGUUAUUAUAGUGCAAAAUAAUCCUUAUAAAACUAAUUGGCAGCCAAUUUGUGAGGAUAUUGCUGAUAAAAUUAGUUGGAUCAAUUGGAAAAGGAAUGAGCAAAAAGGUGGAUUCGGUUAUGUUUGUACUGUAGAUAGUUUUAAGAAAAUUGUCAGUUAUGUACCCAAAUUAACUGUAAGAGGGAUUUUGACUUGAAUGAAAGACAUUUUAUAUUUUGUUGUAUAAUAUUUAGGAGCAAAUAUAGUACAAUUUAUAUGGGAUUAAACUAGAUAUAAGUACCUAUGAGAAAUAUUAGAGUAGAAUUAAAAUCAAAUGGGACUCAUCCUUAAUAUUAUUACAAAAGUACAAAAAUGAGCCACAUUUUAAAAUACCGGGUCCCAACUAUUUCAUAGGGACAGUAUUGCUAUCUCCGGAACGGUUAAAGCUACUAGGGCGUUUAAAUUAGAAAAAAGUUGCCAUUUCUGAAGAAUAUUAAAAAUGAAUUUCCGUUGUUGCCAAAUUUCUAUUAGUUUCGCAAAUACAUUUUUUGAAAAUUUGCAAAAACAAUUUUAUCAAAUAUUUUGAAAUCUAUUGAUUUUAGAGACAUGGUUCUAAUUCAAAAGUAUCAUAUUUUUAACACUCUUCAAAAAUGGCAACUUUUUUCUAAUUUAAACGCCCUCGUAACUUUAACCGUUCCCGGGAUAGCAAUCAAUGCUGUCCCUAUGAAAUAGUUGGGACCCUGUAUACAAAAACGUCAAUAUAUAAUAUAGACAUUUAUGUAAAAAAAAAGUUUGAUUUCCUACAAAAAUUUCCACAUUUCGAUUAUUAAUAGUUCUUACCUAAUAUUUUAUAAUUUGAUAUUAUAUAAAAAACACAUUUAUCAAACCUAUGUAUAUUAGGACAAUUUUGAAGCAAUCGCAAACCAUUCGAUUGGCCAAAAAAUUCAUAGUCAAAUUGAUUUGAACUAGUUUGCAAUUGCUGCAAAAAAAAGACUCCCUGUUGAGCAAUCAAUUUCAUGAUCACCUAACCUAACAGGUUUAAAUUUAAAAUUACAAGUAUUAUCCAACAAUUUAAAAAAAAAAUGCAACAAUAAUGAAUUGUUCACACACUUACUUAGUUCUUCUGUUGGGUUCACUGGCAGUUGGCGGAGGUGGAGGUCCUCUCCGAUCCAAUUCUUCCAAAUAAUUCAAAAUCAAUUGGGUGCGUUCUUGAGGAAUGUGUUCAAGAACCAAAAAUCUACAAAAAAAAACCCAUUUUAUAAAUUUUACAUCUAAACAACUCAGAUCUGUUACCUCUUGUCAUUCUUAAGUAUAUCCUCAAUUUCUUGCAUAUGAUUCUGAUUUUCUCGCAACAUAGUCAAAGAUUUGUGAGUGAUCAGUUUAGUCUCUUGCAACAGUUCCUUGAAUUGACCUUUGGCAUUCAUAAGUUUGUCUUUCAAAUAGUCCUUGAAUUCGCGUUCGCAUCUCUCACUAGAAGCAAAUUUAGUAUAACGCGGAUCGUCCCUGAUUAAUUUUUUAAUUUCCUUCCAGCCACUGAUAAGAUUUACUUCGGCGGUUUCGUCCAACAUUUCCCUGAAACUUUGACGUUUUUUCUUCAGCAGAGCUUCGACGUGUUCGUUGAACAACUUCUCUUUUUCGUCGCGUGCUAGAGAAUCGGCCAAGUCCCACCGGUGGUCUUUGCGCAGGAUUCUUUUGACUUCUUUCCAGCUUAGUUCGGAGUUGCGCACCAAAUCGACUAAGAGGGCGUUGAAAUGCUGCCUAGCCUCGUCUCGUUUGUGCUGUUCCCUUUCCUUAUCUCUGUCACGCAUGUGAGUGGCCAGCGUACGUUGCACUUCUUCUUCGCGUCUUUUGAGGCUAGCCUCUGUUUUGGCUUGACGUUCUUUGUCACGUUCUUCUUUGGCCUAAUAGAGAAAUGAAUAAUUUAAUUUUACUUGAUAAAGGAAAAUUUUACCUUUUCAUCUUCUGAAUUGUGAUCGCCGCGUUCUUCUUCUUCUCCUUCCUGAUCUUUAUCAGACGCUCCGCCAUCUUCUUGAUCUUUUUUGUCUUCUUCCGCUCCGUCUUCUUUGGAAUCGUCAGUUUUCGAUUCUCGGCCUUCUUUGUCUUUGUCACGUUUCUCCUAUAACAGGCAAGAGAAUUUUCUCAAUACCAACAAAAUUUUCAAGGGUUAAAUUUCUUGAAAUUGGUGGAAUGUAAUUUACUCGCUGAUGUCAUAAUAAAGACUGUGUCAUGAUGGGGGACUCAAAUUUUUUUGGAGACUAAAAUGAUUUAGGAGAAGUUAGGUAUGCUUUCCCAUGGACAGGAUAAAGCAACAAAUUGUACCUUCACGUUUCUAAAUGGAACAUAGUCAGUUUUCAUCGGAUUAAGGAGCCUGUAAUGUUUGACUACACCAUUGGGGACUCUGUACUCUUGAUAGGCUUGAUGAGAUUAAAGAUCUUGGUAUCAUAUUUGAUUACCAGCUUACAUUUAGUUCACAUAUACAUAAUGUCUCAACUAGUUCAUCCAGGGUAGACAUAAAAAGACUGAACCUAAUAUGUAUUAGUAACCACCGACCACCCAAUGGAGACUUUAAUAUAUUUUUGAAUGUUACAGAUAGUAUUUUGGAUAUGAGUUUUAGUCUAAAGAAAUAUGUGUGUGUUGAAUGGCGAUUUCAACAUACAUUUUGACAGGGACAAAAAUUCUUAGAUCUCACUGACUCAUUUGAUUAUUGUGAAAAAGUCUUCGUAAAUUUUGAAAGUGUGUGUGAAUGUAAUAGACCGCCAGAUAGUGACAUAUUUAGGUGCCCCAUUUUCGCAUACAAGCCUCGAAGAGGGUUGAAAAGUACAUCAAUUUUGAGUAGGAUGAAGGUAUUUUUACGAGUGGCUCCUGGGGAUAACGUAUAGAAAAUUCGAUUUUCCCUAACAGAAAUGGAAGACGUCCUGGUGCCCAUAUUUUCUCGCAAGCUGUGUUCAUCAAAGAAUUAAUUAAUUAAACCUGGCUUCGUAAAACAAAUAAGGGGGUGUUGCAGGUGGCUAAAGGUUUGGAAUAAGGGCAAAACUUUGUAAGGAAAAAUCGAGAUUUUGGGCGAUUUUUCCACACAAGCCCAUCGGAAGCAUGAAAAUCUACAACGUCGGUAGCAAGAAAACAUAUUGGCUUGAGUGUCGCAAAUGGAAAAUUACAUUUUAGGGUAACAUAAGUAAAAUCGAAUGUUCCAUUAUGUUAUCCCCAGGAGCCACUCGUAAAAAUACCUUCAUCCUACUCAAAAUCGAUGUACUUUUCAACCCUCUUCGAGGCUUGUAUGCAAAAAUGGGGCACCUAAAUCUGUCACUAUCUGACGGUCUAAGUCUUGUGAAACCCUCGGCUUUAUGACAACCUUUGGUGGGUUAGUUUUGGGUUUUCUUUCUUCGGGAUUUAUCUUUAUUGUUUCAGCAUAAGUAAGUUUUGGUAAUUUUUUUUUUCUCUUCAUACUCAUUCAGCUUUUCCUGCAAUAGUUCAUUAACCUCAUUCUUGUCAUUAAUUAUCACAUCCUUACUACUCAUAAUUUCAUCCUUAGCCUCAAUGGCAAUUUUUAACACAUCAACAAGCUCAUAGAAUUUUAGAAUCCGUGUACGUAGCACAAUACACCUUAGUUCAGAAGUUGAGAGUUCAGAGCAGGUGUUACGGUAUAAUUUUCUACAGCAGUCGCAAGCAGAGCACGGCAAUUUCUGGUCUUUAGUAGAUUGAUAUGUAUUAUUACACUCAGAGCAUUCCAUGCUCAUCAUAGACACUAAGAAAGUUUGAGGUUUGGAAGAAAAUAAAUAGCUCACCUUUUGGCAAAACUGGUUUCAAAAACUUUGACCUUCAAAUAAUUCGUUGAUUUAAUAAUUACAUUAUUCAUGUAAUAUGUAAUAAAUCGACCGAUUUUUGCGUUGCUAAUACGUAUACACACUUUUCAGAACACUAUAGUCACUUCCAUAUAGUUAUAGAUUUUAUGUUCAUGCAUUCAGCAUUAUACCAUAGAAUGGAAAUUUAAAAUGUUAUUUCUAUUGUGAAACUGCCGGGGCGGUUCACCACAAAAUGAUUUAAGAAGAAUGAUGAAUGAAUUUGAAUAAAUUUAUUGUUCCUAAAUGUCUAAAUAUUAGUAGCUGUGAAAUCCGUGGAACUGAUGUAUUUAAUGCAAUUCCAGACAAAUCCUGAUGCAUCCCUUUUGUUUUUAAAAUACAUACUCCAUUUGGAAUUGAAAGUAAAGAAAGAGGCACGAUUAACAUUGAAAAUAGGCCCCCGUGAAUUUCAACCAUAUUUCAAUAUUUUAAAGGAAUCAUCAUUGCAAAAUAAAAUUUGAAAUGUAAAGAGGAUCGUAUGUCUGUGAUAGCAGAUAUAGCUUAUCAAAGUACGUAGGUUCUGCUAUGCUAUGCAUAGGAAAUAUCCCUAAAUAGAUUUUCUUAAAUAUCUCGAAAAAUACUAAUCCGAUUUUGACCUUUUUGGAGUUUGAUACCUACAAAAGGACCCCAAAAACGUCAAAAUCGAAUUAGUAUUUUUCGAGAUAUUCAAGAAAAUUUAUGUAGAGAUAUUUCCUCAGAUAUUUCCUAUACAUAGCAUAGCAGGACCUAGAUACUUUGAUAAGCUGUAUCUGAUAUCACAGACAUACGAUCCUCUUUACAUUUCAAUUUUUCUUUUGCAAUGAUGAUACCUAUUUUCAAUGUUAAUUGUGCCUCUUUCUUUAUCGUUGGAUUUUGCCCAAUAUUUGGACAGUAUUUUACAUAAAUCAGGGGAUAGAUAUGAAAAGUGAAAUAACAAUAAACAAAUUCGCCAAACAUGAAAGUUACCUUCUUGUCCUUAUCCUUCUUCUUAUGCUUCUCCUUGGUCUUUUCCCGUUCCCUUUCCUCCUUCCUACGUCUUUUUUCCUCUUUCAACAUUUUACAAUACUCCCUGAACCAAUCCUCUCUCAUGCCGUGCGAGUCCACUGCCUUGUAACGUGCGUCCGAGUCGACUUUACGCUUGACGUCGGACCAGUGCGAGUGCCGAUCGAUAUCCGUGUGUUCACGCAGCAUGGCGAUAAAGUCCUUUUUGACCUGUAAAAUACACAAAUAAAAUGAGAAUGGUUUUUGGAAAGCGCUCUAAGCUCAUCUAUCGACUAAUAUUCCUUUUUAAAAUGUAUGUUUUUAGAUAGAUUGUAGCAUUUGGACCAUGAAGAAUUAUUUAUUAAAAUAUUGGAAUGUGCGCCGUCGCAGGGCUGAAAAAAAAAAACAUUUAUUAAUCCUGAAAUGAAAAACUAUAUUACCUAUUUCUGAAAGAGAUCUUAUGAUUAUUGAAUUUUCACAAUACAAACUCUGCAAAAUUUCAUAGAUUUCUAUAAAAUAAUUUUUUGAAAAAAGUACAUGAAAAUGUAGCAAAACGUCUUGAAGCUGAAAGAAAAAUUAUGAUUAGUUUUGGCAAUAUUCAAUCAAACACGAAUAGAAAAGAAAAUGGUCCAAACGUUUUUCAAAAUAAAAAUAGGAGCUGUUUUGAUAUUUGAAAUAAGGUGCUAGAAAAGUUUGGUGGUAAUUCCUCAGAUAAUAAUUGCAAAAUAAUUUGAAUACUGAGAAAUUGACAACCAAAGUUUCUAUCAACACUAAAAUUCCAAACCUCUUUUUUUUAUCAAUCCUGAAUUAAGACAAAUAUUUUUGUAUUACUAUUUCUGUUAGUACAAUUUUGUAUGAACAUCUAUUUGCAAAUAGAGAAAAAUUCAGAGAAAUUGUCUUAAAUAUUGUUUAUGUACCGUCAAAUAAAAUUAAGUUCCCGCUCCAUACUGGUGCCUGAAUACUGAUGGGGAGGAAAUGUGUGUGCAACAGAGACAGAUUUUGACAGCAACUUCAAGCGGCAACAACAGCGGCACAGUAGUGGUCGAUAAGCUAGAUAGAGAACACUGUCGAUUUUAGAAAAGUUUCGCAAAAAUUCAAAUUUAAUAAAAGUAAACACUGAAAUAAUUGAUAAUUUGUAUUUGGAUUUUUUGAAUUGAUUAUUUAUUGAAUUUGUACCAAAACAAUCCAAAAACAAACUCACUCCUGGAAGAAACACUCAUAUUUUUUUUUAAAUAUAAAAUACAUUACCAAACCAAAGUCACAACUUGUGAUGAACAACAAAUUCAUUGAAUCAAUGGACGACCCUAAAUAAAUGAUAAAAAAAAAAACGAAACCAUCUAUUUUGCAACAAACCAAUGAUGGAAUAACAGAUUCCCGAAAUGGUAUAAAAAAAAAACCAUUCACAGGAAAUAAAAUAAACAAAAACAUACCGUUUCUCUUUUAUGAAACUUGUCUUCCUUCUCUUUCCUGCGCACUUCAAUGAGAUGUUCAUUGAACAAGCCCUCUCUUUCACGCAUUUUAUCCACGCCCUUGAAACGUUCAUCUUUGGAGUACUUUUGUGCAAAAUCACUAAAGGACGAUCUAGAAGAUGAAACAACAUUGUAUUAAGUGUAAAACAAAAAGACAACUUCUACUCACUUUCCAUGUAAAUGAGCUUCACUCAACAUUUUUUUGAAGGCAUCUUUCUUCUCUCUUAAUUUAUUACGCUUUUCGCGUCUUUCUUCUUCUGCCCUAUCUUUGACGUAUUUUUCAAACACGUGCUUCCUUUCUUUUGAUGUCAGAAGCAAAUACCUACAAAAGAUUAUUUUUAUUUUUGAAAGAAAAAGCACUUGCCUCUUACCUAGAAUCAAACACAAUCUUAUGCAACUCUUUCUCCCAAGUACUGAAAGCAGAAACUUGUUUUUCAGUCAGCAUUUCUUUAAAAAGCGAUAUUCUUGUCUCAAGUGGAAUGACAGCCCUUUCUUUAGCAGCUCUCACUUCAGCUUCAAUGGCAGCCUCUUUACCUAUGUCAAUUUUCUUGGUACUUUGAUUUCCAUUGGAAGCUAAAAUUUUCAUCGUAUAAAUAUAAUACUAUAAUACACAAAAAAAAAACUUCUUAUAAACACAACUUACCUGGUUCUUCAAUAUCAAUUUUAGGCUUUUUCGCGGGUGAUGCAUCACCAUCACUCUCACUAUCGUCUGACGACCUUUUGUUUUUCACAGCGGAUGUUUUAUUACUAUCUGGAGUUUCUACUUUACUGAUGUUGGCCAAAACUUCAGGGGGUGUAGCAACCAUUUUAUCCACAUCAGUGCGUUUCAAUAGCUCCUCAGGACGUUCCCAAACAGAAGUACGCGAAGAGGGAUUAUAGAAAAAGACUCGGCCAUCUCCUGUCCAAACAACGCACCUAUAACAAAGCAAUAGUAGUUAUUAUAAAGUUUUAAUGAAAAGGUUGUUUUUUACCAAGGUGUUCCUGGUACUGGUGUGCUGGAAACAGGCCUAGAUUUGUCUUGAGCUUUUUUCUCUUUUUCCUUUUCCUCUUCCUCCUUCUUCUUCCUAAUCUCUUCUUGUAACUUUUCCAAUUUUUCCUUGGCCUCUGCUUCUUUGUCCUUUACAGGUUCUUCUUUGUCAGCCACAUCUCCAUUUGCCUGCGAACUAGUCUUACCUGUCUCUACAAUAGAUAAUGGCAAUUGUGGCAUAGGCUCCUCUUUACGCUGAUGUCUAGUGGAUAUUCCUUGGGCUGCAGCUAAUUUAGCAUCUAAAAUUAAUUGAUAAAUAACAAUUUAUGCAAAAAUAUUCAAAGUAGGUACUUUCUAAAUCCUUCAUGGCUUGUGGUUUUUCCCAAACAGACUCUCCUUUUUUAGCAUGAUGAUAAUAAAACCGUCCAUCGGGUGCCUUAUGCUCUGUCCAUUCUCGAGCUUUUUCAAUAAUACUAGGAUCAAUUUUUGACAAAAUUUCUGCUUCAUUAAUAGCUGGCAGGGCACUGGGGACACUCACUGGUUGUAUCAGUCCAGGUGGCAUAGCCCAUGGAGCCGCACCUGGCAUCCAACCAGGUGGGCCUUGUCCUGGUGGUGGCAUACCAAACGGUGGCAUUCCAAAUGGUGGAAAGCCAGGAGGGCCACCGUAGCCCAUGCCUGGCGGCGGACCCAUCAUACCUGGUGGCAUCAUGCCUGCUGGUUUGUUGUCUUUUUUCAGAUCGUC